Drosophila biarmipes is the source of this 549-nucleotide messenger RNA. RefSeq lists its product as uncharacterized. The coding region runs from base 94 to 480 and encodes 128 amino acids. The record is from RefSeq and is a predicted model, not a curated record. The transcript has a single exon. Lineage: Eukaryota; Metazoa; Arthropoda; Insecta; Diptera; Drosophilidae.
CAAUCAGAAGCCCGAGGAAACUCAAGCCAUCCGCACACAACUGUUUUGCAUUUUUGGGAAUACAAGAAGAGGAGAACCACACUGUCCAGAGACAUGGCAGAAGUACCGAGGAUCGCCCUCCUGUCCCUGACCAUCAUCCUGCUCUCUGGUUAUGCGCUGGGCGCAUCCGUAUCCGGAUCCGCCGGAAGUGGGAGUGCUCAAGGACUGGGCCAGCAGAUCGGCGAGUGCCGGGAGCGCUGCUACCGCCAGUCCAUGCCGGCGAUCACGCCGCCCCUCCUCUGCCGGUCCCGGCCGGAGUGCUACAUGUGCCACGACUACUGCCGCGUCCUUGUCGUCGUGCAGCGGAGUCUGGCCAGCUCCAUGUGCGCAGACCGGGAGUUCUGCACCCGGGGCUGUCGGGUGGCCUGCUCGUACCACCGCCUGCGGAUAUUCCUCGCAGUCCAACAGGACGCCAGUGCCAAUGCGGUGCUCAGGAAGUGAAGAGGAGUGUCCCUGUGCUCCCAUACCUGUAAAUAGUUAUCUGUAGGAAUAAGUUAGCACCUAUCAUAA